AUGACUGGGGACGUACAGCGGUAUACUCGGUCAUGUGACGCCUGUCAACGCACCGCUGACAGAGGUAAGGUGCAGCCAGGGAAGCUGAAGCCUUUCCCCAUCAUUGAUCAACCAUUUAAGAUGGUCAGUGUAGAUAUAAUUGGCCCGAUUGAGCCGAGGGCAUCAGACGACAGUAGAUAUAUCCUGACCAUGGUAGAUCAUGCUACUCGGUAUCCAGAGGCGGCACCUUUGAAGAAUAUCGAGACCGUCACAGUGGCGGAAGCAUUGGUUGGAUUCUUCAGUCGCUUAGGUAUACCGGAGAAGAUACACAGCGACAAGGGGGCACAGUUCACCAGUGAGAUGAUGACGGAAGUAGCUAGGCUAGUCAUGUUGCAGUCAUCAUUCACCACACCUUAUCAUGCUAUGGGAAAUGGGUUGGUGGAACGGUUUAAUGGUACCCUAAAGAGAAUGCUCAGGAAGAUGUGCAUAGAGCAACCCAAGGAGUGUCCAAGGUACAUUAACCCGUUAUUGUUUGCCUACAGGGAAGUACCCCAGGCAAGUACCCGGUUCUCACCGUUCGAGCUCCUGUAUGGUCGCACAGUAAAGGGACCGCUGCAUGUGUUGAAGAAUCUAUGGGAGGGGGAAGACUGUACCCCAGAAACCAAGACGACGUAUGAGUACGUCAUAGAUUUGAGGAACCGUCUAGAAGAGACGUGUAAGUUGGCCAGGGAGGAACUCGCCAAGGCUAAGGAGUACUAG
Molecule: messenger RNA, 738 nt
Organism: Procambarus clarkii (red swamp crayfish)
Lineage: Eukaryota; Metazoa; Arthropoda; Malacostraca; Decapoda; Cambaridae
Source: RefSeq, a predicted model, not a curated record